AUGACGUCAACAUCCUCCCACAGCGAGAUAAUCGCCCGCCUACGUCGUCAAAUUGAAGCUGGGAAGCCUAUCAUUGGAGCUGGAGCUGGUAUCGGUCUCUCUGCAAAAUCAGUCGAGGCUGGUGGAGGUGACCUUGUCAUCAUUUACAACAGCGGUCGCUUCCGAAUGGCUGGCUGCGGAAGUCUUGCAGGCUUGAUGCCAUACAGCAAUGCCAAUGAAGUGGUUGUCGAAAUGGCUGCGGAGGUCAUUCCCAUUGUUCGGGAUAUCCCUGUGAUCGCAGGUGUCUGUGGCACCGAUCCAUUCAAGCACAUGCCCAGAUUCUUGACACAAUUGAAGGAUCUGGGCUUCGCCGGUGUUCAAAAUUUCCCCACUGUGGGACUUAUCGAUGGUCAAUUUCGGGCCAACCUAGAGGAAACCGGUAUGGGGUAUGACAAGGAAGUUGAGAUGAUCCAACAUGCGGCAAAGUUGGGCCUUCUGACUACCCCUUACGUUUUCAACGUGCAAGAAGCCGAAGCCAUGACGAAGGCCGGCGCAGACAUUCUUGUUGCACACAUGGGUCUGACAACUUCCGGAUUGAUUGGAGCGAAGACCGGAAAGACACUGGAGCAAUGUGUUACAGACAUCCAGAAUAUUCGGGAUGCAGCUGUGCGAUUGAAUAAAGACAUCAUUGUUCUCUGUCACGGUGGGCCAAUCGCUGCUCCAGAAGAUGCGAAGUUUGUGCUGGACCGGGUACAGGGUUUGCAUGGCUUUUAUGGAGCUAGUUCUAUGGAGCGACUUCCUGUGGAAGUGGCUAUCAAGGAUACAACGGCCGAGUUCAAAAAUAUCCCUCUGCGAAAUUGA
Molecule: messenger RNA, 840 nt
Organism: Penicillium odoratum
Lineage: Eukaryota; Fungi; Ascomycota; Eurotiomycetes; Eurotiales; Aspergillaceae
Product: phosphoenolpyruvate hydrolase family protein
Exons: 2
Coding region: 1-840 (279 amino acids)
Molecular function (GO): catalytic activity
Source: RefSeq, a predicted model, not a curated record